Canis lupus familiaris (dog) is the source of this 5205-nucleotide messenger RNA. It is a transcript of the gene FLYWCH1, whose product is annotated as FLYWCH-type zinc finger 1. The transcript has 12 exons. Lineage: Eukaryota; Metazoa; Chordata; Mammalia; Carnivora; Canidae. The coding region runs from base 567 to 2693 and encodes 708 amino acids. The record is from RefSeq and is a predicted model, not a curated record.
GGCAGUGGGGGCGGGGAGCGAGCGCUAGGCUUGCGGCGGCCGCAGGGGCCGAGGUGCACGCUGUGGCCGCGGCGGCCGAGGCCCGAGGACCCGCCGCGGCUCGGUCUCCGGAGAGGGAGGGCUCCGCCGCCGCCGCCGCCCGGCCGGUGCCCGGUAAAAUCAAUCCAGAGAAUCGAUGGAAUUUGCCCCAGGUGUGGCACCCAGCAAGCCAGCAGUGAGGACCUGGGUACUGGCGGAUGGGGAUGGUGGUUCUCCCUCUCUGUUUGUGAAGGUCACCGCUGGACACACGCUUUUCUGCAGGUGGGGGUUGGCCAUAGCUCGUUUGUCGCGCUGGAACUCCUUCCAUUCUUUGAGGCCAGAAGCCACGGAGCCCUGAGUGACUGUGGAGUCUCUGGACACCUCUGCGGCCCUGUUGCCUCCCAGCUGAGGCAGCGCCAGCACUGGCUCACACACAAGGACAGAGCUCCUGGACUGCCAGGUUCCCCACCAGGGAGGAGGAGGAGGAGGAAGAGAAAUCCCUCUGCCAGGGCCUGAGCGUGGCCUGCGGGACAGGCCAUCGUCCCAGAAUGCCCCUGCCAGAGUCCAGUGAGCAGAAGGGCGAGAGUGUGAAGGCUGGCCAGGAGCCGUCCCCGGAGUCCCCUGAACCAGGCACAGAUGUCGUCCCCGCAGCCCCCACGAAGCCUGAAGAGUUCUCCAAACUGGUCCUGCUGACAGUCUCCACAGAGAACGUGGAUGGGGUGGACUCCCAGCCUGAAGGAGGACACUGUGUCGUGUCCCUGGAGAUGUCUGGCCCUGACACCCUGGCCAGGAUGCCCCAGAUCCUGCAAGUGGAGGAGCAAGUGGGGGCAGUCCAGCCAACCCUCCAGGCCCCUGAGCAGUAUCGCAGCAAGCCAGACACAGCAGCCCCCAAGCCCCUGGAGUUCCUGAGGACCCCUUUCGGGGGCCGCCUCCUGGUGCUCGAGUGCUUCCUAUACAAGCAGGAGAAGGCCGUGGGGGACAAGGUGUACUGGAAGUGCCGUGAGCACUGUGAGCUGGGCUGCCGGGGCCGGGCCAUCACCCGAGGCCCCCGGGCCACAGUGAUGCGGGGCCAUUGCCACCCACCUGAUGAGGAAGGCCUGGAGGCCCGGCGCCGGAGACAGAAGCUGCCUAGCCCAUCCCUGCCUGAAGGCUUGGGGGGCCCAGAGGGUCCCGGAGGAGGCCGAGUGGAAGAGCCGCUAGAGGGGGUGGGCCCGUGGCUGUGCCCUGAGGAGCCAGAGCCUGCCCCCACAUUGGUGCUGAGCAAGCCUGCUGCAGAGGAGGAUGAGGGGCUACGAGCCCUGUCGCUGCUGAGCUUGCCCCCCAAGAAACGCCCGACACUGGGGAUCGGAGAACUCCGGCCCCCCCUGGAAUUCCUAAGGACAUGCUAUGGGGGCAGCUUCCUGGUGCACCAGUCCUUCCUCUACAAGCGGGAGAAGGCCGUGGGGGACAAGGUGUACUGGACAUGCCGGGACCACGCACUGCACAGCUGCCGCAGCCGGGCCAUCACCCAGGGCCAGCGGGUAACCGUGAUGCGGGGCCACUGCCACCCGCCCGACAUGGAGGGCCUAGAGGCCCGGCGGCAGCAGGAGAAGGCCAUGGAGACGCUGCAGGCCAGGCCUGGUGGGCCUGGGGGCCAGGCGGACCAGCUGCCUCAAGGCGUGGACAGCCUGCUCUGCCGCAGGGGGCCCGGGACCCUGAAUCUCAGCAGAACCCGGCCUAGAAAGCGCCCAAAAGUCCUCCCAGCCCAGCCCCCAGCCCUGCCAGGAUCCCCCGCUGAGGACCAGGACAAGGACCUGGGAGGCCCUGAGUUCUUGAGGACCCCCCUGGGGGGCAGCUUCCUGGUGUACGAGUCCUUCCUGUACAGGCGGGAGAAGGCGGCGGGGGAGAAGGUGUACUGGACGUGCCGGGACCAGGCCCGCAUGGGCUGCCGCAGCCGGGCCAUCACCCAGGGCCAGCGGGUGACGGUGAUGCGGGGCCACUGCCACCCGCCUGACCUGGGGGGGCUGGAGGCCCUGAGGCAGCAGGAGAAGCACCCGGGGGCAGCUCAGCGGGGGAGCCCAGGAGGCCCUGAGUUCCUGAGGACCCCCCUCGGGGGCAGCUUCCUGGUAUAUGAGUCCUUCCUGUACAGGCGGGAGAAGGCAGCGGGGGAGAAGGUGUACUGGACGUGCCGGGACCAGGCCCGCAUGGGCUGCCGCAGCCGGGCCAUCACCCAGGGCCAGCGGGUGAUGGUGAUGCGCAGGCACUGCCACCCGCCCGACCUGGGGGGGCUGGAGGCCCUGAGGCAGCGGGAGCAGAUCCCCAGCCCGGCCCAGAGGGAAGGCUCAGGAGCCCUCCAGCCUCUGGAGUUCCUGAGGACGUCCCUUGGGGGCAGGUUCCUGGUGUACGAGUCCUUCCUCUACAGGAAGGAGAAGGCGGCGGGGGAGAAGGUGUACUGGAUGUGCCGGGACCAGGCCCGGCUGGGCUGCCGCAGCCGGGCCAUCACCCAGGGCCAGCUGGUGACGGUGAUGCGUAGCCACUGCCACCUGCCCGACCUGGCAGGCCUGGAGGCCCUGAGGCAGCGGGAGCGGCUCCCCAGCGUGGCCCCGCAGGAGGACCCAGAAAAGGUGAAACUUCUGCCGGAAGUGCAGCUGUGCGUCCAGCCUGGUUCUCCAGAAAGCCAGCAGUUGUGUGGGUAAUUGCUGGUGAAUGGUACAAAGCUGGACAGCGGGGCCCAGUGAGGCCAGCCUCCUUCCCGACUCGAGCGGCCGAGCCUCCACGCUGCCGGCGUCAGGGAUCGUCCGAGCGUACCCAGGCCCCUGGCGUUACCCUCCCAGUUAGAUCCUGCUUCACAAAGACUUUCUUCCACUCGUCCGAAGCACUGGCCUUCACGUUUCUCCAAGGGCCUCAUACCUGGACGGCGUCUCCGGGCAGGCAGGCAGGAGCGCCAGGAGCUGGCAGCUGCAGGUGUGCAUGACGCGGGGAUGGGCCCGGCCCGCGACGGUCCAAAGAAGCCUCUUGACACGGAGACGCCUCCUCCCGGCUAUGCUGCCCUGAGCCGCAAACGCCCGCCUGUUUCCAGAGCCCGGGACUUUGCCCAGGACUUUCCCGUUUGCCAGGGUCCUGCCUCGGCCAGGGCGCACUGAGAGCCUCCUGCUGCUUCCAGCCAAGCGCCCCGUGAAGCUGUCGCCUCCCCAGAUGUUUCUGGACGGGUGCCAGGGCGGCGUCCGCACGCCCCUCACAGUAGCAGGGCAGGCCAGAGCAGAGGCCUUGCCACACCCUCUCAGCGCCUCUUUCCUUUGCUCUCUUCCAACUGAAAUUAAAGCCAGGGUCCGCGAUCACCGUAGCAUGUGGCGUUCCCCACAGCGGGAGUCGGUCCCGGACAGACGCUACUGGCCAGCGACGUCUGGGUCGCCCACAUUUGUGUGAUGCAGGACGACAGGCAGGCCCAGGGGGCGGCGAGGCCCACCCACCUCUCCCAUCUGGCUGCGUAACAGAGAGCUGGCCUCGCAGACCCGAGGAGAAGCAGGCUGGUGUGGCCCAGAGCUCCAGAGGCCGCUGCUGGCUGACUGGGCCGCGGCCUCCCCACGGGGUUCCUCGCCGCCAGCCGUAGGUACAGAGAGCGCAUAGCUGGCCGUGGAGCCUGCUGUCUGGCAUUGGAGCAGCGAUGGCUUGGGACCCCACUGUCCCUCCACGGGUAGAUUUGCUGCCAAUAAACCCUCUUUUAUAUCUCACCGUGUAGAACUGGUAUGUACGCCCAUGUCCCCUUUGCAAAGACAGUUGGCCGCUGUGAAGCCACACGCACUGUGUCUCCGUGCAAGGUCGGGAGUGAUGGAGUUUGGCCAGGCACCCCCAGAAGAGACCCCCACGCAGGAGGCAGUACCAGGUACCUGGCCCAGAUGUCAGCUGGAGCAGGAGCAGGUGGGGGUGCUCUGGAGCAGUGGCCAAGGGGUCCGCUCCAAGCACACAGGGCUGCAGCCCCAGCUGGCCAUUGCCUUUGUGUCGCUGAAACACCUUGAUUCUCUGCUGCUGCCCCUCACCCUGAGCCCCACCCCACUCUCAGAAACUGGGGCAAGCUGGAAAUGGAAUGACUACCCCAAGGACAGGGCACUUAGACCCCCAAUCAGACCCUGGCUCCCCUCCCAGGCAAGUAAGUGCCCCAUCAGUUGACCCAGUUGCAGCCCCAUGGGGCCAUAGCCUCGCAGCCUUGGCAGCGGUUGAGAGGACGGUGCAGGGACAUAGCAGGUAGGAGGCAGGUGUCUGCCAGAGGACCCCUGUGCUGACGGCCCUCAGCAGUGGACGCCCCACACGGGGGCCGUUUCAAGCAAUGCUCUUGGCCACACAGCAUACUGCCCUGAGACAAUGAGCUGCCCACGGCCGACGCCAGACACAGCCCUGUGGGAACAGAUAAGACACCCAAUCCCAGAUCCAUCUUCGUGUCACACAUACGCAUGCCCACGGGCAGUGGCCACACCUGGAGGAGAGUCUGUGCCUCUACCAGUUGAGUCUGCUCAGCUCCACUGUGGAAGUGGAGCCCCCCCACAGGCGUGAGGUGCUCCAGCAAGAAGUGCUGAGUCCCGACAGCUGCUGCCACCUGCAAAGCCACCUGCAGGGACACUGAGUUCCUCAUUCUCAAGUCCCAUGGCCCUCAGCUUGGCUGUGCUCUGGGAUGCAGCACAAGGAGAGUCACAGAGAGACCUAGGCUUCUCUUCAUUCCUGGACACUCGUGUUGACAGGGGCCUGCGUGCUCCUCUCUGCUCCUGCUUGGACCUCAGAGGACACACGGAUGCUCUGUGGCGCUUGGACUGACGACUCCCAGAUGGACAGGAAUUUUGACACCGCCGUCCCCUUGGGUGCCCCACGGCUGCUCCGAGCUCCGCAGGCUUCCUCCCAUAGGUCUGCUUCCUCCAGAGUCCAGAGCCCUGGAGAGGUCCCCUGCCCUGUCCCGUCACAGAGCAGAGUGCACAGGGGCAGGUGCCCAGGAAGCUGGCGCCUCAGUGGAUGGAUGGAGAUGGAUCGGCAGGGCAAUGCCCGCUCCCUCCCUGCUCCUGCUCUGCUGCUACUUUCCCCCAGUAAGCCCCAUUGUAGGAUGUCUCCACCACCGGAGCAGGUCAUUAGUGUGCCCGCCCCCUCUGCGUGAUGGUGAGCAACAAUUAUGAAAUUACGUUUCAAUUAUGGCAUUAAAAUAAAACUUCACUAGGAAUAACAGAA